UAUUUCUAUAUCCUCUUUGAGGUGAGCUUGUUUAAUUCUAAAAAAAAUAUUUUACAUUACUAAAAUAAUUUCCUAGGAUAGUGUCCAGCACGAUUAAAACCAUUUAGAGAGAGAGAGAAAAGAGUGAAACAAACAAUGGCUACUUCUUCUAUCAGCUAUUGUCACUUGGGAAAUAUUCAAUCAAUUUUUUGGGGUUGUUCUCAUAAUUUUCUCCCCAACAAUAACUCAAAACUCACAGUAAAACAUACAUAUUCAUAUGUCAGUUCUAUAGGAAGAGAGAAAAAUAUGAGUCAUUUGAAGAUGAGUGCAGCAAUGGUUGAUAAUACUGAACGUCCAUUGGCAAAUUUUCACUCAAGUGUCUGGGAAGACUAUUUCCUCUCCUACACUCCUCAACUCACAUUGGAACAACAAAGGAAGCAUAUAGCUUCAUUCAUAGAAUGCUCCAUGAAAGAACUUGGAGGUUCAAAGCAAGAUGCAUAUGCUGAGGCUCAGAAGAAAAUCACUAAUGCAUGGAAAGACAUGAACAAGGACUUCCUAUGUUCUACUCAUGACAAAGUACCAACGUUUGUCCUCGAACUAGUUAUAAAUAUUGCGCGCCUAGCGAAUUUAAAGCGAUUUUGCUGUUGUUUGUUGAACCUGUCAAUGUUUGAGGAUAAUUUGGAGCAUAAUCUAGUUUGAGAACAUAGGAAUAACAG
Molecule: messenger RNA, 695 nt
Organism: Nicotiana tabacum (common tobacco)
Lineage: Eukaryota; Viridiplantae; Streptophyta; Magnoliopsida; Solanales; Solanaceae
Source: RefSeq, a predicted model, not a curated record